Molecule: messenger RNA, 2006 nt
Organism: Malania oleifera
Lineage: Eukaryota; Viridiplantae; Streptophyta; Magnoliopsida; Santalales; Ximeniaceae
Product: flavanone 7-O-glucoside 2''-O-beta-L-rhamnosyltransferase-like
Exons: 1
Coding region: 63-1454 (463 amino acids)
Molecular function (GO): UDP-glycosyltransferase activity
Source: RefSeq, a predicted model, not a curated record
AGUUCCACCGGCCUGCUGUAACAGCCCAAGCCGUGCGUCAGAAAGAGAAAGAAGAAGAUUUCAUGGCUGCCAAACAACAAUGCUGUCCAAGUAUCCUAAUGUUACCAUGGUUGGCUCAUGGCCACAUAUCUCCUUUCUUAGAGCUAGCCAAAAAACUCUCUCACAAAAAUUUCCACAUAUAUUUCUGUAGUACACCAAUCAAUCUGAUGCCCAUCAGAGAAACUCUUCCUAGCAACAUGUUCUCAUCAAUACAACUCAUAGAUAUAAACCUUCCUUCCUCCCAAGAACUCCCUCCUCACUACCACACCACCAAGGACCUCCCACCCUAUCUCAUGUCCACCCUCAAAGCAGCCUUCGACGCGGCGCAACCCUCCUUCUGCAACAUCCUGAAGACACUGAAGCCCAACCUAGUCAUCUAUGACUUCUUGCAGCCAUGGGUGCCGAAAGCAGCUCGCGAACAAAACAUCAAUGCUAUUAUUUUCUUAUCUGCUGGGGCAGCAUGUUGCUCUUUCUUUGUUCACUAUGCCAACAGUCCUGGCGAGGAUUAUCCCUUUCCAGCCUUGAGUUUUCCUGAAAACCAACUCGAAAAGAUUACCCAGUUCAUGCGGGGCACUGCAAAUGGUCUCACAAACAAGGAAAGGUUCAUAGAGUGCCUUCAAAGAAGUUCUAAGAUAGCUUUGAUCAAGACGUCAAAAAAUGUUGAGGCAAAGUACAUAGACCUUUUGGCUGCUUUAAUUGGUAAGGAGGUGGUUCCUGUUGGCCCUCUUAUUCAGGAUCAUGUAAACAAUGGUCAUGAAGAUGAUGAUGAUGCAGUAGUUAUCAUGGAGUGGCUAAGCAAGAAGGAUCCUUGUUCGGUCGUGUUUGUUUCCUUCGGAAGCGAGUACUUCCUUUCCAAGGAAGAAAUGGAGGAGAUAGCUUAUGGGCUAGAGCUGAGCAAGGUUGGCUUUAUAUGGGUUGUAAGGCUUCACGGAGGAGAGAAAAUUAAGGUUCAUGAGGCGUUGCCAGAUGGGUUUCAACAGAGGAUGGGGGAGAGAGGCUUGGUGGUGGAAGAUUGGGCUCCGCAGGCGAAGAUACUGAGCCAUCCAAGCACUGGUGGGUUUGUGAGUCACUGUGGUUGGAGUUCAGUGCUAGAGGGAAUCAUGUUUGGUGUACCAAUUAUUGCAGUGCCGAUGCAGCUUGACCAGCCCAUAAAUGCUAGAUUGUUGGUAGAUGUUGGUGUAGGUGUGGAGGUUGAGAGGCGGAAUGAGAGGCUUAAUAGGGAGGAGGUGGCAAGGGUUAUCAACAGAGUUGUGUUGCAAGAAGGAGCAGAAAGCAGGAGAAAAUCCAAAGAGCUGAGUGAGAAAAUCAGGGAGAAGGGAGAUGAAGAGAUGGGUCAAGUGGUGAAGGAACUGAUGCAGAUUGUUAGAGAAUCAGGAUAUUUUGCAGUCUCAGGGGAAGAGGGAACAAAUAUAUGACAAAUGAAAUGUGAAGGCUAAUGCCAUCUUUGUCUCUGGGAAGUUAAUUUACGUUUGAAAUUGGCAGUAUUAAGCAUGGAGACGGGGAAUCACAUGCAUAAGCGGCUGUUUCCUUUGGCUCUCUCUCCUCUUUAUUUUACAUUUUGUUUAGUUAAAAGAGUGUUUUGGCUCCUUCUUCAGAAAUGAGUUGUUGAGUUUUGUACCCAGAUAAGAAGAAAUGGUGAGACUGAAACUCUGUUACUGUUUCUAACAUGUUGAGCCAGAUUUACAAACAGUGACUUAUAAACAGGUCCUUAGGGAAAAAGAAAAAGGAAAAAUGGCUGUUGUCAGCUAGUGUGGGAGGUUCUGCCCCCCAACUAGGCUCUUUAGGAGUGUGAAUUGGGGUUUGUCUUCUGUCCUUGUCACUAUCCUGAUUCUGCCUGAAAUGUUUGAUCAACUAUAAUUAGGAUUUCACUGUCCAUGAAGUAUCAGGGAAUAAAUGCUGAUUCUUACAACUUGGUCAGCUCAUUUUGCAUUCGUCUUUCUUGAACAGUUAUAUUUGAUAUUUUGGAA